Messenger RNA from Oryzias melastigma (Indian medaka), 10455 nucleotides. It is a transcript of the gene fbn1, whose product is annotated as fibrillin 1. The record is from RefSeq and is a predicted model, not a curated record. Bases 409 to 9276 code for a protein of 2955 amino acids. The transcript is spliced from 65 exons. Gene Ontology annotation, molecular function: calcium ion binding. Lineage: Eukaryota; Metazoa; Chordata; Actinopteri; Beloniformes; Adrianichthyidae.
AAAAAAACGUUUUGGGGCAAGUUGAGGAGGGAUGUGGACGGAGCUCUGCAGAGCGGGACAGACGCUGUGAGUUUUGGUGUUCCCAUCCUUCAGGAUUACGCCAGCUCCUCUAGCUUCUCUGUGCAGAAGUAGACUCUCCGUUGGAUGAGCACGAGCGGACUGCAAAAAGUUACAAUGCGCAUCUAUUUAUAGCUGCACAGCGAGAGGCUUGAGUGACUUUUCCUCUUCUCCACGGCUUUGCUUCUAAGCGUUUGUUCAGCUGUACCUGCAAGUCAAGGGGAAGGAGCCCCUCGGUCGGGUCCUUUGCAAAUCUCCUGCUCGGGAGACAAGCUCUGACUCCAGACCACAGAGGUCAGACGGGCCUGGGGAAACUUUAAUUGUGUUGUUCUGAGCGCUGGAGUUGCACACAUGUGGGUGGACAUGCGGGACAGCGCGCGCGGAGAACGACUGCCGCAGCUGGUCGUUGCUCUGCUGGCUUUGCUGUCGCUCUUUGCUGGGCUUGGAGACCCUGCUGAGGUGGUGGACGUCGACGACAAGGAGGCGGUGACCAAGAUUGCAGACACCAGAGCCAACAGGGCAAAGAGGAGGGGAGGAACAGACGUCCUGAGAGGGCCGAAUGUUUGUGGCUCAAGGAACAAUGCCUACUGCUGCCCGGGCUGGAAGACUCUUACCGGAGGGAACCAGUGCAUUGUUCCAAUUUGUCGAAGUUUGUGUGGAGAUGGUUUCUGCUCAAGACCUAAUUUAUGCACCUGCCCUAAUGGCCAGAUUGCCCCGUCCUGUGGAUCCAAAUCAGUCCAAAACUGUAACAUUCGGUGUAUGAAUGGAGGAACGUGCGCAGAGGACAACUGCCUGUGCCAAAAGGGCUAUGUAGGAAACCACUGUGGGCAACCGGUCUGUGAAAAUGGUUGUCUCAAUGGAGGAAGGUGUGUUGCUCCCAACAGAUGUGUGUGUACGUACGGCUUCACCGGAGCCCAGUGUGAGAGAGAUUACCGCACUGGGCCAUGCUUUGCCUCUGUGAAUAACCAGAUGUGCCAAGGCCAGCUCACAGGCAUCGUGUGCACGAAAACAUUAUGUUGUGCCACCGUGGGGCGAGCAUGGGGUCACCCUUGCGAGAUGUGCCCAGCCCAGCCUCACCCCUGCAGAAGAGGGUUCAUACCCAACCACCGCACCGGGGCAUGCCAAGAUGUGGAUGAGUGCCACGCCAUUCCUGGCAUCUGUCAAGGAGGGAACUGCAUCAACACAGUGGGAUCCUUUGAAUGUAAAUGCCCUGCUGGCCACAAGUUCCACGAGAUCUCUCAGAAAUGUGAAGAUCUGGACGAGUGCUCAAACAUCCCCGGUCUUUGUGGAGUGGGCGAAUGCUCCAAUACUGUCGGCAGCUAUUUCUGCAAGUGUCCUCAGGGGUAUUACACCUCUGUUGAUGGAUCUAGGUGCAUUGACGGCCGUGGCGGAUACUGCUACGCUAGCCUUCUGAAUGGGCGCUGCGCCAACCAGAAUUCGCAGCUGCUGACUAAAAUGCAGUGUUGCUGCGACAGUGGACGUUGCUGGUCUGACGGCUCCACCCCUGAGAUGUGCCCCAUUCGUGGAACAGAGGGAUACCAGAGGCUGUGCAUUCAGAUACCUGAUAGCAACGAUGCAGUUGUGUUCCCUGGUCCCGGUCCAAGGCCGGACAUGCCCAAUGUCUAUCCAGUUCCACGUCCAGACAGGCCAAGGAUUUAUGAACCCCCUCCAAUCCCAGAGAGGGAGCGGAUCCCUGACCAUAUUCCUGAGCAAAUUCCAGUACUGCCACAACCACAAGUUCCUUUUGUUAUCCAAACACAAAAUAUAAGCAACGCAUGCCAGGCCUUCCGAAACCUCUGCCUGAAUGGCAGGUGUGUCCCGUUGCCGGGAGGGUCAUAUCGCUGCGAGUGCAACAUGGGCUUCAAGCUGGACAGAAGGGGCGAAUGCAUUGAUGAUGAUGAGUGCGAGAGAAACCCGUGUGCGCAUGGAGAAUGUGUGAACACCCCGGGGUCUUACAUCUGUCAGUGUCCCGCUGGCUUCCAGUCAACUGCGACCAGGACGGAGUGCCGGGAUCUGGACGAGUGCGUGGCAAACGGUCGGAUCUGCAACAACGGCCGCUGUGUGAACACUGAGGGGAGCUUCCACUGCGUCUGCAACGCCGGGUUUGAAAUUUCAGCAGAUGGAAAAAAUUGUCAAGACCAAGAUGAAUGCCUGAUCAGAAACAUGUGCCUCAAUGGACUGUGCAUUAAUGAAGAUGGCAGCUUUAAAUGUAUUUGUAAAUCAGGAUUCCUGCUGGACACCAGUGGACGCAUGUGUGUAGACAUUGAUGAGUGCGAGACUCCAGGCAUGUGCAUGAAUGGACACUGCGUCAACACGGAGGGAUCCUUCCGCUGCGAGUGUAUGGCCGGGAUGGCGGUGGGCCUGGAUGGACGAGUCUGUGUUGACACACACAUGCGGAGUACUUGUUAUGGCGGCUACAAUCGAGGGCAAUGUGUUAGGCCUCUGUUUGGAGCUGUGACCAAGUCGGAGUGCUGCUGUGCAAGCACGGAGUAUGCCUACGGAGAACCCUGCCAGCCCUGUCCCAGAGAGAGCUCGGCUGAGUUCCAGGCUCUCUGCCCCAGUGGCGGUGGCACAACCGGCGAUGGAAGAGAUAUUAAUGAAUGUGCUCUGGACCCUGACAUCUGCCAGAACGGAGUGUGUGAGAAUAUGCUGCGGACGUACAAAUGCACCUGCAAUGUAGGCUUUGAGGUGGACCUCUCAGGAAAAAACUGUGUUGACAUUAAUGAGUGUAUGAUGAACAGCCUGCUCUGUGACAACGGUUUGUGCAGGAACACGCCAGGAAGUUUCACCUGUCAGUGCUUCAAAGGAUUCCGGUUUGAUCCGGAAACGGAAGUCUGCGAGGAUAUAAAUGAGUGUGAGUCAAACCCUUGCAUCAACGGGGACUGCGUGAACAGCCAAGGCUCGUUUGUGUGCACGUGUUCAGCGGGCAGCUCUUUAGACAGCACUGGCUUAGAGUGCAUAGAGACAGUUAAGAGCACCUGCUGGCUGAAGAUAGUGAAUAAUCGCUGUGAAGUCAACAUCAACGGAGCCACGCUCAAGUCUCACUGCUGCGCCACACUGGGAGAAGCCUGGAAUAGUCCAUGUGCCAAAUGUGAAAAAGAUCCAAUCUGUGGUAAAGGUUUCGCCAGAGUCAAAGGAAAUGUCUGUGAGGAUGUGGAUGAAUGUCAGGUGUUUCCUGGCGUUUGCAUCAAUGGCAAGUGUGUAAACACACAAGGUUCCUUUUUCUGCCAGUGUCCCCCCGGGAUGACCGUUGAUGUCAGCGGAAGAACUUGCAUUGACCUGCGCACAGAGCAUUGCUAUCUGACCCAUGACGAUGAGCGCUGUGGAACACCCAUAUCGGGGAGGCACCGCGUGGACGCCUGCUGCUGCUCGGUCGGAGUUGCCUGGGGUCCAGAGUGCGAUGAAUGUCCAGAAAACGGUACUCCGGAGUUCGCCCAGCUCUGUCCUCGUGGCCCAGGCUUCUCACACAGGGGGGACUUCAUCAAUGGCAGACCUUUCCUCAAAGACAUAAAUGAAUGCAGGAUGAUCAACACCCUAUGCUCCAAUGGGAGGUGCCGGAACACCAUUGGCAGCUUCCGAUGUCGCUGUGAUAAUGGUUUCGCUUUGGAUGCAGACGAGAGGAACUGUACUGACAUCGACGAGUGCCGCAUCUCUCCGGACCUGUGUGGACAGGGCACGUGUGUCAACACGCCAGGGGAUUUCGAGUGUAACUGCUUCGAAGGUUUCGAGAGUGGUUUCAUGAUGAUGAAGAACUGCAUGGACAUUGAUGAAUGUGAGAGGAACCCUCAGCUGUGUCGUGGGGGCGAAUGUGUGAACACAGAGGGCAGCUUUCAGUGCGUUUGCCCCCCAGGACAUGAGAUCACCCCUGAUGGGUCAGCCUGUCUAGACAUCAAUGAAUGUGAAUUGAGUGACAGGCUGUGCAGGAAUGGCCAGUGUGUCAAUAUGGUUGGCAGCUACUACUGCAACUGCAACACGGGAUACAAAUCUACUGAGGACUUGGUGAAUUGUGUUGACAUUGAUGAGUGCAUGAUCGAGAACGGUGGCUGUGAGACUUUCUGCACCAACUCAGAGGGCAGCUACGAGUGCAGCUGCAACAACGGAUAUGCUUUGAUGCCUGAUCAAAGAAGCUGCAUUGAUAUUGAUGAAUGUGAGGAGAACCCAAACACCUGCGAUGGGGGCCAGUGCACCAACACCCCAGGGACUUACCAAUGCCUCUGCUUUGACGGCUUCAUGUCAUCUGAGGAUAUGAAGUCGUGCCUGGAUGUGGAUGAGUGUGAGCUGAACUCAAACAUCUGUCUGAGUGGGAACUGCGAGAACACCAAGGGUUCCUUCAUCUGUCACUGUGACCUGGGCUACUCAGUGCGUAAGGGAACCACAGGCUGCACAGACAUCAACGAAUGUGAGAUUGGAGCCCACAACUGUGACAGACAAGCUACCUGCACCAACACAGCCGGCAGCUUUAAGUGCAACUGCGCUCCAGGGUGGAUUGGAAAUGGACUCAAGUGUACAGACCUGGAUGAGUGUUCGAAUGGCACACACACGUGCAACAACAAUGCAGAAUGUCAGAACACCUUGGGCUCCUAUCGCUGCGUGUGCAAGGAGGGGUAUUUUGGAGAUGGAUUCUUCUGCUCAGACAGCGACGAGUGUGCAGAGAACGGCAACCUAUGCGAAAGUGGCCACUGUCUGAAUCUGCCCGGAGGCUUCAGGUGCGAGUGUGACAUGGGCUUCAUCGCCACGGAUGACGGCAAAGCCUGCAAAGACAUAGACGAAUGCACCUUUGCAGACAUCUGUGUCAAUGGCCGCUGCCAGAACAUCCCCGGACUGUUCAGAUGUGAAUGCAACAUUGGUUAUGAGCUAGACAGGAGUGGAGGCAACUGCACAGAUAUAAAUGAAUGUGCAGACCCAACCACCUGCAUUAAUGGAAUCUGUGUCAACAUCCCAGGAAAUUACCACUGUAACUGCCCACCCGAUUUUGAACUCAACCCCACAGGGGUGGGCUGUGUAGAUACUCGCUCUGGGAGCUGCUACCUGAACGCUCGCGCUCGGGGAGAUGCAUCGGAGAGCUAUGAGUGCUCCCAAGAGAUUGGAGUUGGAGUUUCCAAGGCAUCCUGCUGUUGCUCUGAGGGCGCUGGCUGGGGAUCUCCAUGUGAAGCCUGUCCUCAUGUUAACUCAACUGGGUACAAGACGCUGUGUCCUGGAGGAGAAGGCUUCAGACCCAACCCUAUCACUGUCAUUCUGGAAGACAUCAAUGAGUGUCAGGAACUGCCAGGACUGUGCCAGGGCGGGCAGUGCAUCAACACCUUCGGCAGCUUCCAGUGUGAAUGCCCCCGAGGCUUCUCCCUCAAUUUUGACACCAGAGUGUGUGAAGAUAUUAAUGAAUGUGAAAAUCCAGGAAUUUGUGGUCCAGGCCAGUGCUACAACACCAUCGGAAAUUACACCUGCAUCUGCCCUGCCGACUACAUGCCCGUCAAUGGAGGGAACAACUGCAUGGACAUGAGGAAGAGCUACUGCUACAGAAACUUUUACUUGGACAAUGGGACAUGCGAUGGGGAGCUGACCUUUAACAUGACCAAAAAAAUGUGCUGCUGCUCCUACAACAUCGGUCGUGCAUGGAACAAACCGUGCGAACAGUGUCCUGUUCCCAGCACCGAUGAGUUUGCGAUCUUGUGCGGCAGUGAAAGACCAGGGUAUUAUAUCGACAUCACAACUGGACGGGUCAUUGACAUUGAUGAGUGCAGGGAGAUCCCAGGAGUGUGUGAGAAUGGAGUGUGCAUCAACAUGAUCGGCAGCUUCAGAUGCGAGUGCCCCAUUGGCUUCAUCUACAAUGACAAACUGCUCAUUUGUGAAGACAUUGAUGAGUGUCAGAAUGGCCCGGUGUGCCAACAACAUGCAAAUUGCUUUAAUAUGCCUGGAAGUUUCCGCUGUGAAUGUGAAGCUGGAUAUCGCUUAACCUCCACUGGGCAGUGUCUAGAUCGUAAUGAGUGCAAUGAGAACCCUGGUGUGUGCAACCCGGGGCAGUGCAUCGACACGCUGGGAAGCUAUCGCUGCCUCUGCCCCAAUGGCUACAAAACAACCAAGGACCUUUCAAUGUGUGUUGAUGUGGACGAGUGCGAAAGACAGCCCUGUGGAAAUGGAACGUGUAAGAACACCUUGGGAUCCUACAACUGUCUGUGUUACCCUGGUUUUCAGAACUCGCACAACGGCGACUGCAUAGAUGUUGACGAGUGUUCGACUCAGAGGGGCUUGUGCCGAAAUGGCCAGUGCUUGAACAUCGUGGGAAGUUUCCUGUGUGUGUGCAAUGACGGCUAUGAGCUGUCAUUAGAUGGCAGAGUGUGUACAGAUAUCAAUGAGUGUGCAGUGAAUCCAGGCACAUGCGGUGCAGGAACUUGUGUGAAUAUGGAUGGAUCUUACAGGUGUAUCUGUCCACCUGGCUAUUACCUGCAUGAAGAAACAUGUGAAGAUAUUGACGAGUGCUCUCAGUCGCCUGAAAUCUGCACAUUUGGAACCUGCUCCAACACUGAGGGCAGCUUCACAUGCCAGUGUCCUGAAGGCUUCCAGCUCUCUGCCUCCGGACGCAGAUGUUUAGAUAUUCGUGUGAACUAUUGUUUUACCAAGUUUGAGAACGGCCGCUGCACGGCUCCAAAGCCUCAGAACACGUCUAAGGAAGCGUGCUGCUGCACUAGAAUGCCUGGUCAAGGUUGGGGAGAUCCAUGUGAAAUCUGUCCUCCUAAAGACCAGGAGGCAUAUCGUGUUCUUUGUCCUACUGAGGGAUAUGAACGGAAAGAUGAUCAUCCAACAGACAUUAAUGAAUGCCUCAAUAACCCGUGUGUAAAUGGCCAGUGCAUCAACACAGAUGGCUCCUUCCGUUGUGAAUGUCCCAUGGGAUACAGUCUGGAUAACACCGGAGUCACGUGUGAAGACAUAAAUGAAUGUGAGGUUGGAAACCCCUGCGGCAAUGGCACGUGCACCAAUGUCAUCGGAGGAUUUGAGUGCUCAUGUGAUGAAGGCUUUGAGCCUGGACCAAUGAUGACCUGUGAGGACAUCAAUGAGUGCGCCCAUAAUCCCUUGCUGUGUGCCUUCCGCUGUGUGAACGUGGUGGGUUCGUACGAGUGCAAAUGUCCUACAGGAUAUAUUCUUCGUGAGGACAGGAGGAUGUGCAAAGACCAGAAUGAGUGUGAGGAUGGCAUAGAUGACUGUGCCAGCCGGGGAAUGACCUGCAAGAACCUUAUCGGCACUUUCAUGUGCAUCUGUUCUCCUGGAUACACUCGUCACCCCAGUGGAGACAGCUGCAUUGACUUAAACGAGUGUGCAACCAAGCCAGGGAUCUGUAAGAAUGGCCGCUGUGAGAACACAGUGGGAAGCUACCGCUGCAGGUGUGCCCAAGGAUUUGUCGCCAACCCCACACAGACCGAAUGUAUUGAUAACCGUGAGGACUUCUGUUACACUGAAGUUCUGACCACUCUGUGUCAGAUGUCCUCCAGUAACAGGAACUUGGUGACCAAAUCCGAGUGUUGCUGUGACGGAGGUCGAGGCUGGGGCAUCAACUGUGAACUUUGCCCCCUGCCAGGAACCUCCCAGUACAAGAAAAUGUGCCCACUGGGACCAGGGUACACCACAGAUGGCAGAGACAUUGACGAGUGCCGUGUGAUGGGAAACCUGUGCAAAAAUGGUCAGUGUGUCAACAGCAUAGGAUCGUACAAAUGCAUCUGCAAACCUGGCUACACGACUGACAUCACAGCCACUCAGUGUGUGGGUAAGGCUGAAGUUCACUCCUGUUAUUUACAGUUUGUUACCGUACUUGUUUCGACCUUCUUCUGCCAAGUAAAAAAAAAAGCUGAAACUGUUGGUGGGCUGUUUCAUUUGAAAAAAGAAAAAAAGCAGCCUCAUCCUCUCUCCCUUUUGGAAUUUCUGUUUUAUCUGUUUGUCAUUCAUCCACUAGAUGUUGAUGAGUGCAUACAGGCGCCUAAGCCUUGUAACUUCAUCUGCAAGAACACAGAAGGAAGCUACCUCUGUUCCUGUCCCCGAGGGUACAUCCUACAGGAAAAUGGAAAGAGCUGCAGAGAUCUGGAUGAGUGCUCCACCAAGCAGCAUAAUUGCCAGUUCUUAUGCAUCAACACCAUUGGUGGCUUCACCUGCAAAUGUCCUCCUGGCUUCACCCAACAUCACAGUGCCUGCAUCGACAACAAUGAAUGCUCAACAGACCCCAAUCUGUGCGGCUCCAACGGCGUUUGCCAGAACACCCCGGGGAGCUUCAACUGCGAUUGCCAGCGGGGAUUUUCAUUGGACUCGAGUGGACAAACAUGUGAAGACAUGGAUGAGUGUGAUGGAAACCACAGGUGUCAGCAUGGCUGUCAAAACUUAGUGGGAGGAUACAGGUGCAGCUGUCCUCAAGGUUAUCUACAGCACUAUCAGUGGAACCAGUGCGUUGAUGAGAACGAGUGUCUAAACACCCAGAUCUGUGGAGGAGCAUCGUGCCACAACACCCUGGGAAGUUUCCGCUGCCUCUGCCCCUCAGGCUUCGACUUCGAGCAGGCGAGCGGAGGCUGCGCAGACAUCAAUGAGUGCUCCACCACGCAGAACCCCUGCAAGUUUGGCUGCUCAAAUACAGACGGGGGCUACCUGUGUGGGUGUCCUCCUGGAUACCUCCGUGCAGGACAAGGACACUGCGUCACGGGUGUGGGCUUCACAAGCGGGAGUCCUAUUGGUGAACAGGGAGGCGAGAUGGACGAAAAUUCACUCUCACCAGAAGCCUGUUAUGAAUGUAAGAUCAAUGGUUACCCCAAGAAAGGACGCAAACGGCGCAGUUCCAACUCAACACAGGAGGAACCUCACGAGCAGUUCACUGAAGAGGUCAGCCUGGCUAGUUUGGACAUCGAAGACACUCUCCAAUUCCACCUGAACAUUAGCGAUCUCAGCAACCGCGACCACAUCCUUGAGCUCACCCCGGCCUUGUCUACGCUCAGCGACCACGUGCGCUACAGUAUCGACUCUGGAAACGAGCAGGGCUUCUUCAGAAUCAACCAAAGAGAAGGUGUCAGCUACCUGCAUUUCAGUAAAAAGGUGGCCCCGCUUCCGGGGACGUAUCACCUUCAGAUCAGCAGCAUACCCCUCUACAGGAAGAUGGAGCUGGCUAAGCUGGAGGACCAACAUGACAAAGACUACCUCACAGGACAGCUGGGAGACAUACUGAAGAUGAGGGUGCAGCUUGUUCUCCAUUAACCACCACAAGACUGAGGGAGGCAGAUGUUGCCAGCAGCUGCUAACCCAGCAGUGGGCUCACUCUACCCAGAAGGCCAAGCAAUUUUUGAUCCUGGGUCAGUAGUUUGGGGGCAACUUCUCCUCACUCCAACAUGGAGCAGGGCUUAUCACCAAAGAGACUAUAGGGUGACAGUGGGGGGGGGGGGUGCAUUAUUUGAUUACCAAAGAUGAUUCUACAUAUCAUAGAAAAGGUUUCCAUGGGAAUUCCAGGAUGACUGAAUAUUUAGCUUCAGUUUGAUCCAACACAAAACUCCAGCUGUGUUUUAAAAACACGGAGGUCGUGAAUGUGUUUAAUUUGGAGUUUACUGUUGAGUAAUGAUAUGUGGAAUCACAUUGACACUUUGAAGAGCAGGUGGGCUGCAGAAAGCUCGAAGCUAAAGUUUGUUUAGAACUUUAAUGAAUGUGGAGAACAGAAGAUAGUCACAAUAGUCUGAGAAGCGAAUCACAUACCCUCUGUGACUGAACGAACCAGGACACAUGGGAGUUAACACGCACGCCGCUUUCGCCAGAUGUUAAUUCAGCAGAGAUCAAGAGUGUUUAUGAGGAGCCCCAUAUGGACUAUUGAGAUGUAGCCAUGUUUGAGCUUGAAUGACCCCUGCUGCGUAUCUUCACUUCACUUUCCCAUCUUUCUACUGAUUUUUCUCUUUACUGGUGCUAGCAACACAACUUCUGAAUGCACUGUAUUGUUAUACAAAACUCAGUAGUCAACAAGAUGCCAUCCCAUCAGUCAUGCUUCCGAUUUCACGUCCAACAGCUAGCGUCAAAGCCUGUCUGCUCUCCUCUAUACUACAUGUAAAUUGUGUUUAUACUGUAAUAAUCCAUGCCACUUUUAAUCCAUGAAACAUUUGUAAACUAGAGGACGCCCCUGGAAUACAGGGGUUUGUAAUGGUGCUUAUAAUGACCAACUACUUCCUUUGUACACUGUGUAUUCAUACACACCUGCACAUGUGUCAUUUGAUGAUGCCAAACCUGGGCCUUCAUGAUUAUGCACUGAGGUCUUCAUGGCCGCACAUUCUCUCACAAGUUAAAUCAGUGCCGCAUUUCCACGGACCAGCGAGACACCCGUCUGUGUUCUCUGUUCACAUCAAGUGAGGGUUUAGUUGAAAAAUUCACAAUAAAAACAACUUUGGUGUACGUGAA